This is a messenger RNA of Lachancea dasiensis, 786 nucleotides long. NCBI's taxonomy places the organism in Eukaryota, Fungi, Ascomycota, Saccharomycetes, Saccharomycetales, Saccharomycetaceae. The record is from the annotation of a GenBank genome assembly.
AUGACCAAAGCAUCCACCCAGCUGGGGAAAAGUUACUACAACGAGAGUAACGAGUCCAUUAGCUCUUUAACGCGCCCACAAUUGUAUGGGAUCUACGACGAGGACAUCGCCAAUAGUGAGGACAACGAGGUGUACGAGGAGGCGAGAAAAUCGGUGAGUCGCAGCGGAAGCGCGGUUGGUGGAGGUGGCCGGGGCGGUUACCACAGACGCAGAAAUCCUGUGCACAGUCUGGUGUCACUCGCGCUGCUGGGGCUCGCGGGCAUUGGCUACCACGAGCUCAGCAAGCAAUUGCACGACAACCACGAACUACAUGCGGAGCUGGCGUCGCGGCCUCUGGCGCUUGGCGUCGAGGUGUGUCGGACCGUGAGCUUUGGGAUGGUGCCGACGUGGCUGGCGUAUGCGCUGGAGGGCGUGGUGUUCGGGUCGCUCCUGCCACUGCUGGAGGCCCUAGGAGGGCGCCCACUACAUUCAAACACCUCCUUCGCCUCGUUGCUGCGCUCCACGCAUGCAAUGCUUGGUGUCGCGUUUGGGAUCCGUAAGAUUGAGUGGAGCUCGUCGCUGCAGGCUAGCGGGGCGUGGUUUCUGCUGAACAUCGUGUUAUGGAUGUUCUUUGACGGAACGCGGUCGAUGCUGGCGGUGUGUGUCGCGAUCGGGGCCAUCGCGUCUGCUACAUGCUACCGCGACGUGACGGACUACUCACAGAUGCUAUACUUCAUGGAUUUUUACUUCUUGGGCCUACUACUAUUUGGCAAGCUAGGGAGAUAUCUAUAUGGACCGAGGACGUGA